CGAUUCCUCCAACGUUAUCCCGUGACCACGUCUACAAAGCCACGCGCAACCAUCGACGCCGACCAGUAGCCGCGCGCAUUGCCCCGUUCGCCUUCUCCACACCGCACACCGCCCUCGUAAUGACCCGAUUACUGCUGCCCCUCACCGCGCUCGCGGCCCUUGUGCCUUUUGUGAGCGCCGGUAUCAAAUUUACCAGCCCGGCUGCUGGCUCCAAGUUGACUGCGGGCACGGCGAUUGAGGUGGAGUGGGAGGAGGGCGGCGAUGGACCCAAGAUCAGCGAAUUGCUGACGUACCAGCUCAUCCUCGUCGGCGGAGGACAGGAAGACAAGGAGCAGCAGGUCGUCAAGGUCCUCACAACAGCCGGUAACUUUGCGCUCGGAGGCAACAAGGCAUCGGCCUUGGUAGAGAUCGGGCUGCCGGGAGCGAGCACUCCAGCUAAUGCAUAUUUUAUCAAGAUGGUCGCGGUUGGCAAGACAGGUGGCGAACUCACCACAUAUUCCGACCGCUUCUCCUACUCCGGCAUGACGGGCGCAUGGGGGACCGAUGUGAAGGCCGCCCUGGCCAAGCUUAGCACCACCGACGGGCCUGCAACAAAGGACCUCACUACCGCAGCAGGUGCCGGAGCAGGCGGCGCAGCUGGCGACUACGAUGUCGAGUACACCAUGCAGACCGGGCCCACACGUUAUGCACCGAUGCAGCCAAUCCCCCCGAAGACGAUCACGGCGAAGAACACAGCGCCCUUGUACCCCACAAGUAGCGUCAGCAUUGCGACCACAUUCCUGCCUAUUCCCAAGAUUCAGACCACCAUAACACAGAGCCAGACGGCCACGUUCAGCAGUGUUGAGAACACGGUAAGUUGUGUUGACAAACUGACCAAUGAGCGCACACUGACUUUUCUCAGGUUGCUGCUGCUCCCCAUCCAACGGACGACAUGCAGAAGUUCCUGAACAGGUGGAAGGAUUAGAUCACGGCGUGGACAGAUCUCGAUUAGAUACAUAACAUGCUGAGAUCCAGUGAUGAUCUCGAAUGAUGCGCGCACGACCCUGCGCACGUACGAUUGAUGGCGUUUCUGGCAAAUGCCCUUGAAUUUGAUAGCGUUCAACAUACCACG
Molecule: messenger RNA, 1111 nt
Organism: Boeremia exigua
Lineage: Eukaryota; Fungi; Ascomycota; Dothideomycetes; Pleosporales; Didymellaceae
Exons: 2
Coding region: 120-947 (275 amino acids)
Biological process (GO): fungal-type cell wall organization; cell wall biogenesis; (1->6)-beta-D-glucan biosynthetic process
Cellular component (GO): extracellular region
Source: RefSeq, a predicted model, not a curated record